GCCCGCCGGGCGGAGCCGCCGUGACCCGGCGCAGCCGGAACCCCGUGGGCGGCCGCGGCCCCCGCGCUGCGGCGGGCGGGGGACGGAGGCAGCGCCAUGGGCGCGGAGCACAGCGCCGAGGCCGAGAGCCGCUCGGGCGAACCCGGCGCCGCAGCAUCUCCGUUGCCAGCCAAGCAACGAGCAAAAAUGGACGACAUUGUGGUCGUAGCCCCAGGAACACAAUCCUCACGGAAUGUCAGCAAUGAUCCAGAUGUCAUAAAACUGCAGGAAAUUCCGACUUUCCAGCCCCUUUUGAAAGGACUCCUCAGCGGGCAGACGUCCCCGGCCAACGCCAAGCUGGAGAAGCUGGACCCGCAGCAGGUGCUGCAGCUGUGCCUGCGGUACCAGGACCACCUGCACCAGUGCGCUGAGGCCGUGGCCUUCGACCAGAACGCGCUGGUGAAGCGCAUCAAGGAGAUGGACCUCUCCGUGGAGACUCUCUACAGCCUCAUGCAGGAGCGCCAGAAGAAGUACGCCAAGUACGCGGAGCAGAUCCAGAAGGUCAACGAGAUGUCUGCCAUCCUGCGCCGCAUCCAGAUGGGCAUCGACCAGACGGUGCCGCUGAUGGAGCGCCUCAACAGCCUCCUGCCCGAGGGGGAGCGCCUGGAGCCCUUCUCCAUGAAGCCCGAGCUGAGGUCCUAGUGCUGCACGGCUGCCCCUCCUCGCCUUCCACGUUCGCACGGACGCG
Molecule: messenger RNA, 727 nt
Organism: Prinia subflava (tawny-flanked prinia)
Lineage: Eukaryota; Metazoa; Chordata; Aves; Passeriformes; Cisticolidae
Gene: BORCS5
Product: BLOC-1 related complex subunit 5
Exons: 4
Coding region: 97-681 (194 amino acids)
Biological process (GO): positive regulation of anterograde synaptic vesicle transport; organelle transport along microtubule; lysosome localization
Cellular component (GO): BORC complex; synaptic vesicle membrane; cytoplasmic side of lysosomal membrane
Source: RefSeq, a predicted model, not a curated record